AUGUCUGGCCUCUUUGGGAGCGCUUCUUCCACAGCCGCAGCCACAAGCACCACAGGCGAUACUUCAAAAGAUGUCGCACUCGUCACACCUCCAGAAGACACCAUCUCGGACCUUCAGUUCUCUCCGACAGGAGACUUCCUAGCGGUUGCAUCAUGGGAUAAGAAAGUCAGGAUAUAUCAGGUCGGCGAAAAUGGCCAAAGCGAAGGGAAAUUCUCGAUGGACUUCGAUGGCCCGGUUCUGAGCUGCGCAUGGUCUGCUGAUGGCUCGAAGGUCGCAGGCGCUGGCACCGACAAGAGUUUCCGGAUCCUGGACCCUGCUUCGGGCAAUAUGACCCCUCAAACCCUCAUCGCUCAUGAGCAACCUAUUCGAUCAUGUCGCUUCGCAGAUGUCAAUAGCCAACAAAUCCUUAUCACUGGAUCCUGGGACAAGACAGUCAAAUAUUGGGACCUGCGGCAACAAAAUCCAGUCGCUACACUGCAAUGUCAAGAACGGGUAUACACAAUGGACGUCAAAAACAAACUCCUGGUCAUCGGUACUGCGGAUAGGUACAUCAACAUCGUCGACCUGAACUCUCCCGAGAAGUUCUACAAGUCCAUGCAAUCACCCUUGAAAUAUCAAACCAGAGUCGUAUCGUGCUUCACUGAUGCAACGGGCUUCGCUGUCGGUAGUGUCGAAGGGCGAUGUGCCAUUCAAUAUGUCGAAGAAAAGGACUCGACCAACAAUUUCAGCUUCAAGUGCCACCGUGACACACCAUCCACGACUGGCCCGAAUCAAAAUGUGGCCAAUGUUUACAGCGUAAACGCAAUCUCCUUCCACCCCAUCCAUGGCACCUUUUCCACUGCUGGUAGUGACGGCACGUUUCAUUUCUGGGAUGGCAAUGCCAAGCACAGAUUGAAGGGCUACCCAGCAGUCGGAGGACCCAUCACCGCGACCGCGUUUAAUAGACAAGGCACGGUGUUUGCAUAUGCGGUUGGCUACGACUGGAGUCAAGGAUAUCAGAAAAAUACUCCACAGAAUGUCAGCAAAGUGAUAUUGCAUGGCGUGCAGCCUGAGGAAGUCAAGCCGAAACCCGGAGGAAAGAAGAGAUAA
Molecule: messenger RNA, 1089 nt
Organism: Exophiala aquamarina CBS 119918
Lineage: Eukaryota; Fungi; Ascomycota; Eurotiomycetes; Chaetothyriales; Herpotrichiellaceae
Exons: 2
Coding region: 1-1089 (362 amino acids)
Biological process (GO): transcription-dependent tethering of RNA polymerase II gene DNA at nuclear periphery; RNA export from nucleus
Cellular component (GO): nuclear pore
Molecular function (GO): ubiquitin binding; RNA binding
Source: RefSeq, a predicted model, not a curated record